Messenger RNA from Beauveria bassiana ARSEF 2860, 843 nucleotides. RefSeq names its product exo-beta-1,3-glucanase. The record is from RefSeq and is a predicted model, not a curated record. The transcript is spliced from 4 exons. The coding region runs from base 1 to 843 and encodes 280 amino acids. Lineage: Eukaryota; Fungi; Ascomycota; Sordariomycetes; Hypocreales; Cordycipitaceae.
AUGUUUGCCAAAACUGUUGUCUCAACUCUCAUGGCUGGCGCUGCCAUUGCCGCCCCUUCUACGCCCACGACCACCGAGGUGGACUUUUCCAUCGGUGCCCUCGACAGCCGCCAGCUCGGCGGCAGGGUCAGCAACGGCGCCAUUGCCAACUUCAACUCCGGCAACACCAAUGACGGCAUCGGGCCCGGAAAGGACGUGUACCGCAUGUACUAUGGCGACGGCAGCACCGGCGCCGGCUGGCCUGACCGCAACCGCUGGGUGUCUUUUGUCGACAUGUUCAACAACUACAAGAACCAAAUGUUUAGCUCUUGUGGCGGCCAAGGCCAGGCCAACGACUCUGGCCCCGAAGUGGGUGCCAUCUACGACGGCAUCCAAAAGGCCGCGGCCGCGACGGGCGUCGACCACCGGUUCAUCUUGGCCGUCAUCAUGCAAGAGUCUGACGGCUGCGUGCGCGUCAAGACGACCAACUACGGGGUGCGCAACCCGGGGCUGAUGCAGGACCACGACGGCGAGGCCACGUGCAACGAAAACGGCCAUGUGCAAAACCCGUGCCCGUCGAGCACCAUCUACAAGAUGAUCUCCGAGGGUACGGCCGGCACGGCCCAGGGCGAGGGGCUCGCGCAGACGCUCAACCGCGCGGGCCGCAGUGAUGUGUCGGCGUUUUACCACGCCGCGCGCCUCUACAACUCGGGGUCCGUCUCGCACACAGGCAACCUGCAGGACGGCAUCGCGACGCACUGCUACUCGAGCGACAUUGCAAACCGUCUUACCGGUUGGGUCAGCGCCGCGUCGCAAUGCAACUGCGACAACGAUCCCAACAGGUGUGGCAUCACAACCAACUAA